Messenger RNA from Sinocyclocheilus grahami, 1189 nucleotides. RefSeq lists its product as uncharacterized. The coding region runs from base 221 to 1006 and encodes 261 amino acids. The record is from RefSeq and is a predicted model, not a curated record. Lineage: Eukaryota; Metazoa; Chordata; Actinopteri; Cypriniformes; Cyprinidae. The transcript has 8 exons.
CACAGAACAUCGAUACGUCUCGUGGUUUCUCGUCUAGCAGAUUUGACCACGCCUUUUAUUUACAUCUCAUGGCGCUGUGUGAGUGAACACGUUGGAGAGGAGGACCACUGAAAAGCCCCUUUGCAAUGAGAGUGACAAACGCCAUUAAUGGAUGAAUAAACCUAUAAAUGCAGUAUUAAUCAUAUGAAUCCGUGUCACCGCUGGGAUUAUCACGGUGAUAAUGGCAGCUGUGAGUCUGACGGAUCCGCUGUGCAAACCUUGCUCUUACAGCCCACAUUUUAAAGUUGAGGUGUGCGUGAGGAAGCCCUUGAUGCCCAUCCAGCUGAGCAGUGAGCAGGUGGCACUGGAGAUGCUGAGUCUCUGCAGCCAGUUGGACUUACUGAUCAGAGCUCAGGUCCAUCAGUUUCAGGAGCAGCUCAAACAGGACACAAUUCUUGAAGAGACUGAGUGUUUUCAAAAACAAGGGGCAGAGAUAAUAUAUCGGAUGAACCAGUGCCUUGAACAUCUCAAUGAACCGGUGCUUCAGCUUGAGGAGUAUUUGGAUGUUGUAGGAUUAUCUACUCUAUUCCCUCGAGUGGAAGUUUAUAUGAUACAUGGCAGCCCUGUUGACAUGUUGGAAAGACCACCUUCAGAUGCUUAUUUUCCUCAUAUUGGGAGGCUGAAUCAGCUGCUGGUUCUCAGUCAGCAGUUAGAUGAAGAUGUGAAGCAUCUGGGCAGUCAUAAGUACAUCACACAUCAGCUAUCAGCAAUUUAUCAAGUCCUAAACUCUCUCAAAGAUAUUUUGCCAUUAUCCAUCAUAAGAAAGGAUAUUGAGGCUAAUUUCAAGCAGCUGAAGAUGUCUCUUUCGACAGAGGAAGGGUCCAAGCUGGAUCCUCAGUUGCCAGCACAUCACGUGAGCUGGGUGUCAGAAUUAACACAAAACGUGAUAUCAAUGGUACUGUCACUCUCAGAAGAGCUCACCGAAGACCUCAAUCCAGUCAUGAAAUUGGUCUCUAACCUCUCGUAACAGCUAGAUCUACAGUGCCUGAAGUGGAUGGUGAGAAAUUGUCACGGAAUGAAGUGAUUCCCUUGAAAAAAGUUUUUUUUAAAAUUAUUUAUUCAUCUGUACACACCACAGAUAAGACUGUGAUAAUGUGAUCCAGAUAUAUUUCAAGACCUUGAAAAAUAAAAAGAAACAUUAAUCUGAGUA